UGUGAUAGUAAAUAGAAAAAUCAAAUUUCUGUAAAUGCAAUUUGUGAUCUCACACCACCUAUGAAGAGUCACUCCAAAAGACUACAUGCUACUUGGCUGUUUUGAUGUAACAAAGGACACGUUGUAUGUCCUAGGUCUUAAAAAGUAUACAACUUAAUAAUCAGAGCGGGUUCAAUAUUUUAAAUCCAUUUAUACUUUUAUUCUCUAAGGAUGCUGUCAAAGACCAGAAAAUGGGGAAAUGUCAGAAUGAGACGUCCAUCCAGUCACGGUUUACGUCAGACUUUGUUCCCAUGGAGUGUCUUGGCAGCGGAUCCUUUGGUCGUGUUUUCAAAGCAAGAGAUAAACUGGUGGGGAGGUUUUAUGCUGUAAAGAUUGUCUGCUGUGAAGAGAAAGCUCUUCGGGAGGUGGGGACAUUAUCAGACCUCCUCCACCAGAAUAUCGUCAGAUACUACACAUCUUGGAUGGAGGAUUCAGAAUACCAGGGGAAUUCUGAAUCAACGAACAGUUCAGCUGACAGUUGGGCUGGGUACAGCUCUUCCCAGUCUGCAGAUAAUCCAUCGGCAAAGUACCUCUUUAUUCAGUUGGAGUUAUGCGACACCAGAACACUUAAAGCUUGGAUUGAUGAGAAGAACACUGAGUCUCUGCAAGACUCCGAGAGACAAGAAGAAGGUCUCAGCAUUGCUCAGCAACUAGUCGGUGGAGUCGAAUAUAUUCACUCCAAGAAGCACGUCCACAGGGACCUUAAGCCUGAUAACAUCCUGUUUGGUCUGGGUGGAGAAGUGAAGAUUGGGGACUUUGGUCUGGUCACCCGAGAUGAUGACGAUGACGACGAUGCUUUGAUUGACAGAACAGAGGACCGUGGAACCAGAUCUUACAUGGCUCCUGAACAAUGUAAGAGGAACUAUGACCGUAAAGUGGACAUAUUUGCUUUGGGGUUGAUCUACUUGGAACUCUUUUGGAAAGUCUCUUCUGGCCACGAAAGAGGAGAUGUUUUGAAGGGUGCCAGACGCCAGAAGCUCCCCAUAGAGUUUUUACGGACUUUUCCCCAAGAGGGGCAAAUCAUUAAGUCAAUGCUGCGGGAGAAGCCAGAAGAGCGACCGGAGGCAAGUAAAGUGAAGGCAGAGCUGGAAAAUUGUGCAACAACGCCCCAGGAAAACGCAACUAUCUGAUUAUCACAAGGAAUUGUGAUCACUUAGGAGUGUAUGGAAAUCUCUCUGUUCUGGUGUCUGGGAUUUUAUGAAAUGAUUUCAUCUACUGUUAUAAAUAUGGUGUUAUUAAUAUGUGUGGGUAAAUGGUUAUCGUACUGCACUUAUAUAGCGCUUUAAGAUGAGAUCAGAACGAAGCGCUUCGCAAGGUCCAGGAGAACGCUGUUCGUGAAAACCUAAAUGUUGACAUUUCGUCUUUAGUCAGUCCAGUUAACGUCAAACACACUCUUUUCAUGAACUUAUGUAGUUUUGUUGCAUAAACCUAACUUCCUGUGAAGACAAAUGUUUAUUUUGAAGAGACUCUACUGCGUGAAAAGUGAUUUGUCUCUGCCUCGUCCAAAACUGACACUUAAGAGGUGCCUAGAGCGUCAUGGUUUGAAGCUUCGGGCGACUGAUUAGGCGUUGGUAUUUGAUGAGUUGGCAUUCCCUCACACACCUACUGUAUGUCCUGUGUUUAGCUCAAGGACACUUGAACAUGCAGGCAUGAGGUCAAACCAUUAACUAUGCAAGUAAGGAGCAACUUAAAAAGGGGACCUCAUUUUAUGAGAUUCAUAAUCGGGACGAAACAUGAAUUAAUAAUUUUUAUCAUGAAAAAGUAACUUACAUUCAUUCACAUCCGUCUAGCUUUUGUUUUUAACUAAUCAUGUGCCUUCUGUGUCCAGAUUUUACAUUUUUUUUCCAUAUGGGAAAUCACCAAAUGUAUUUAAAGUGGUGUCACAUUACAGCCUUUGCUUUGUAUUUGGAGCAGCAAUCUUCCCUCCGUCCGCAUUACCACUACUGUUACAGUCUGUGUUUGGCAAUAAGCUUGAUGCGUGAUGAUUCUUCAGAGGCAGUAGCUUCAUUUAAAAAGGUUUACUCAACAAAAUAAAGGUACAAGAAACAUUCUUUGCUCAACUUUUAACAGCGUUAGCACAACGGUCAAAAAACUAUGUUGCUCCGCAGACUGAUUAACCUCAACUGAGGGCUGUUGGCUGUGACGUAGUCAGUAACGCAACUAAAGGAGCAUUUCCACGUUUGUUACACAAAUCACUUAAGACAUAUUGUCAAGUCUCAUAUGGCUCUUACAGUAUUGAAUAGGUUAAGUUUUAAAAUAAAAUAUUGGUUACCAUCGGCAAAAAAUAUACGUAGCAAGAUAUGUAAGGAAAAUCAUUUUUUCUUCUUUUUGUUACAAUUUUAAUCACUUUAUGAAUUCUCCAAUGCUUUGCACUAUUUGUAUGCUGUUUACGGUUUACAGAACGGUUUCACAUGUGUCAACAUACUUGGCCAAUAAAGACGAUUGUGAUUGUAAGUUUUAUCUUGCUAAUGGGUUAUCAGAUAAAUCCUAAAAAUGACUGUUGCAAAUGUCCUCGCUAACAGUAUUCAAGUCAUCCUGUUGUACCUGUUGUCGAAAUUGGUAAAUAAAAUAACCUUUUAGCUCUGUAGGCAGUCUGGUGUCAUAGUUGUACAGAUUGUAAAGACCUCUGAGGCAAAUGUGUGAUUUGUGAUAUUGGGCUACACAAAUAAAAUCGACUUGACCUGAGUAAAGUUCUGUUUACUUGACCUCUUUUUGGGUCCUGAAAUGAAUUGCUAAUUUUGUUGAUAUGUUGUUUAAUUUUAGAGUCAAUAAAUCCAUUUCCUUUUGAAAACCUA
Anarrhichthys ocellatus (wolf-eel) is the source of this 2834-nucleotide messenger RNA. Its product is annotated as eukaryotic translation initiation factor 2-alpha kinase 3-like. Gene Ontology annotation, biological process: eiF2alpha phosphorylation in response to endoplasmic reticulum stress. Bases 231 to 1169 code for a protein of 312 amino acids. The record is from RefSeq and is a predicted model, not a curated record. Gene Ontology annotation, cellular component: nucleus; cytoplasm. Gene Ontology annotation, molecular function: eukaryotic translation initiation factor 2alpha kinase activity; ATP binding. Lineage: Eukaryota; Metazoa; Chordata; Actinopteri; Perciformes; Anarhichadidae. The transcript is spliced from 8 exons.